AUGAAAAAAAGACAGACUAACUAUAAAGAAAGAGGGCAAUUAGCAGAAAGAAGAUCACUCGGUGUUUUAGAGAAAAAGCGGCACUUCCUAAAAAGGAGCACAGCAGAAAAGGCGAGAGAAGAAAAAAUUCAACUGAUUAAAAAAUUAGCAGCUGAGUCAAAUCCAGAUGAGUUCAACCAUUUCAUGUAUAAAUACAAGAGGAGUGGUGUUCGUUUAAUAAGAAAAGACAAAGUGUACGAAAAAGACCAGAAUUUACAGGAGCCAGAAGAGUUGCCAGAAGAAUUACCCAUGAAAAAACCAGAAAGAAUAAUAUUUACAGAGUAAUAAUUAACUGAAUAUAAUGUAUUAUUAUACCAUAUUAAUAAUAGAAUAAAUAUAGAGAGAUCAG
Molecule: messenger RNA, 388 nt
Organism: Nematocida parisii ERTm1
Lineage: Eukaryota; Fungi; Microsporidia
Exons: 1
Coding region: 1-324 (107 amino acids)
Biological process (GO): rRNA processing
Cellular component (GO): small-subunit processome; nucleolus
Source: RefSeq, a predicted model, not a curated record